Messenger RNA from Labeo rohita (rohu), 2214 nucleotides. RefSeq names its product epoxide hydrolase 4 (gene ephx4). Lineage: Eukaryota; Metazoa; Chordata; Actinopteri; Cypriniformes; Cyprinidae. The record is from RefSeq and is a predicted model, not a curated record. Gene Ontology annotation, molecular function: hydrolase activity. Bases 437 to 1549 code for a protein of 370 amino acids. The transcript is spliced from 7 exons.
AAAUAUCGCACAACACUUCAUUUACACUGCGAGCGCGACAAUAACCCGAUCUGUCCCGUGAUCGCCGCAGCUUCUGCUCAUUAUUACCGGCAGCGUUCGCGAGAGUCCAGAACUCUGCGCGUGGACAGUCUGUGAGCUCGCGCUUCAGCAGGAGGAGGUGGGCCCAGACAGCUGCGUUGAAUAGAAUGGGAGCCUUCUAGUUUAGUCAGUGUAGAUGGGGUGUAAUGGUUCAGUCCGAGGCGCGAACACCUUUGGGACUGAGCAUCUCUUCUGUCAUACGUAAGCGUGACUCCGUACAGUCUACACGGGGAUCCUCCCCGGUCGUGACGGUGCGACAGGGCUAUUAAGAUGCGCGUCGUUUUUAAAACGCAGGCAGUUGAGUAAACAAAUCAAUACAAGCCGUGAUCAACAAGCGUAUUCCCGCAGUAAUGUAAAGAUGGCGAGACUGCUUCAUAACUUGCUGUUGAUGAUAGUCGGGCUGACGCUGAAGAUCAGAGUUAUGGGAUACUGGUCUCUCAUCUAUGGAUACUGCGCGCUAUGCACGGGCGUAGCGCUGCUCAAACUUGGCUGGAAUAUCAUCCUACGACCGUCAACAACCUUUCAGUGGACGGUUCGUGAGACACCCCCAGCGUGCCUGAAUGACACGUCCUUGGGAACCCACUGUUAUGUUAGAAUCAAGGAGUCUGGACUCAGAUUUCACUAUGUUGCUGCUGGAGAACGAGGAAAGCCACUUAUGCUGUUUCUGCAUGGAUUCCCUGAGUUUUGGUUCUCUUGGCGUCACCAGCUGAGGGAAUUUAAGAGCGAGUUCCGUGUCGUUGCCGUGGAUAUGCGAGGCUAUGGGGAGUCUGACCUGCCCUCCUCCACUGAGAGCUACCGACUGGACUACCUUGUCACUGACAUCAAGGACAUUGUGGAGUAUCUGGGAUACAACAGAUGUUUUCUCGUGGGGCAUGACUGGGGUGGCAUCAUCGCAUGGCUCUGUGCAAUUCACUACCCUGAAAUGGUGACAAAACUCAUAGUGCUGAACAGUCCUCACCCCUGUGUGUUCACUGAUUAUGCCCUUCAUCACCCCAGUCAGAUGCUCAAGUCAAGUUACUACUUUUUUUUUCAGUUGCCAUAUUUCCCAGAGCUAAUGCUGUCCAUCAAUGAUUUCAAGGCACUGAAGAGUCUGUUCACCAGCCGCAGCACAGGCAUCAGUUGUAAGGGCCGUUGGCUCACCACGGAAGACCUCGAAGCAUACCUGCAUGCCUUCUCACAGCCAGGGGCCCUCACUGGGGCCCUCAACUACUUCAGAAAUGUCUUCAGUGUCCUCCCACUGAGUCACAGUGAGGUAAAGUCUCCUGUAUUGCUGCUGUGGGGAGAAAGAGACGCCUUCCUGGAGCAGGACAUGGCCGAGGCCUGCCGUUUGUACAUCAGAAACCAUUUCCGUCUCAACAUCAUCUCUGGAGCCAGUCACUGGCUUCAACAAGACCAGCCUGACAUCGUCAAUACUCUCAUAUGGACUUUCAUUAAGGAGGGAGAAGGCCGGAAAAACUACAGGAACUUAUAAUGGGGUCCUUCUCCCUCUGAGCUCGCCUGAAGAGGGGACCAGGGAAAUGCCUGUGAAAACAAACCAAUGUAAUGAUUAAUGCAAUCAUUGUUUUAAAUUUGAUACAUGUAAGAUAUAGAAACAAAUCAAACUUCAGUGAAGCGGAAAAAGAACAAAAGCACAUUUAAAUUGGAGGGGUUGCAUAGAGAGUAGUGUGUUUAAUCUAUUUUUCUCAAGUUUGCACAUGACAUUCGCCUUAAGGUUUCUUGGUGACAGUGUUUAAAAGUGUGUUGCAAAAUAUCUGUAAGUUGUAUUGUGUGGUGCCUUUCGACAUACCAUUUUGCAGCAUAAAAGAUGUGCCAUGUCUUUUUGAGACCGAGCUGUGGGUUGUCAGUCGUUUGUAUCAUCGGAUUUGCUACUCUCUGUAACACAGUCUUAUGGGAAUCCUUAACCCCUCUUCCAGGUAGUGUUGUCUUAGUGGAAGAUAUUCUUUUUUGUAUCUUUGACAAUAUUUGGCUUAAACAUUUGAGAAUGUCAUUAUUUUGAUCUUCCUGUAUGAUAAAACAAAGUGAUGUUUCAAUAUUGUACACUUUUUUGUAUCUCUUCCUAAACACUGCAUCUAAGAAAGUAGAACCAGCUCUGCACCAUUUUGAUUUUCUAAGCAAAUAAAUUAUAGCGGAAACUUA